This is a messenger RNA of Rotaria sp. Silwood2, 270 nucleotides long. The record is from the annotation of a GenBank genome assembly. NCBI's taxonomy places the organism in Eukaryota, Metazoa, Rotifera, Eurotatoria, Philodinida, Philodinidae.
AUGAUUGUCAUUGAUGAAGAUAUUCCACAUGCAUUACGAUCAUCGAAUGAAGCUGAACUUGAAAAAAAAAGCAUUCUUGAUGUUACUAAAACUGCUGGUUAUAAGAAAAUAUUCAAUGCAAGUUUAAAUUCAGGCUUUUGCAACUCGCCCCUUAAAUAUAAAUAUUGUCAAGCAGUGAUGUUUACAGCAACAAUGACAUCAUCUAUUUAUAUUGGUGGAAUUGGUAAACCAGCUGAACGUGUUAAAUUAAUUAUUAUUAUGUAUUCAUAA